AUGGCAUCCAGGGAAACAACACCUUCAGAUCUGGGUGAAGAUCUCCAGCCCAUCAGGUUCCCAGCAUAUGUCAGAAAGGCAUUCAGAUUGGAUUCUGUCAGAACACCAGGGGGGCUGAACAUCCAAUUUGAGCAACUCCUUUUAGAAGGCAAGAAUGAUGAUGGCAGAUAUUACAAGCUUGAUACUGCAGACAUGAAAACCAACCUGUCUGGUGAUGAUGCAGGCAUCUCCCUCCACAGGGACUUUGACUCUAUCAUUGGGUUCUAUCAGGGGUUGCCAUUAUUUGACAGUGUGGAGCUUUCCCUUGUCCCUUGUCCUAUGGAUUCUCUCUCUGGUUCCACCAAUCUGCAUGUGAAGCUUCCAGAUCAUCUAUUCGAGAUUAACUGUGAACCUGGGGACCAUAAUUUUUUCCCAUACUUCACCCCUUCCACAACCCCACCAGGCCCAACCCACACAAAUAACACCAACAACUCCAACAAUACCGACAAUGACAACAAUGGCAAUAACAAUGGCAACAACAACAACAACAACAGGGUCAGCGAGACUUAUAUUGCGGAAUUCUACGAUGAAAUCCUGCGUCCAGCUUUGAUUCAUAUCCUUCCACAUUCCUCGCCUUCAUUUCCCCCUUAUCGGCUCUUGGGUGGCAUCCUCUCCCGCACCAAGGAUGGCAAGCUGGUGGGUGGGAAGCGUCUGGUUUCUGCUGCUCUGCUAGGUGAACUGGUGGAACAUAUGAGAGAUUGCCUGGAGAGGAAGAAGGAACGCUUUGAAUGGGCUUGCAGCUUCUUCUUUGGCCUUGAGAUCAAGGGAAUCAAACUCAGCACCACACAUCCUGUCCCUUUUAACAAUGGCACAGAGGAAGGGCAGGGUUCCAGUGAAGAGGAUCAAGAGAUGAUCUUCAGACAACUUAUCCUGGGGAUGUUUCACAGUGGACUCACAUCUCUAGAACAGCAAAGCACGUGGGUGGAUGUGGGGCUCGAAAUAAGCAGGAAGGCCCAUGUUCUUCACUGGGAUGCAUCAGAGCACCACCGAAUUCUUCAGGUCCUUGCCACAGGGUAUCAGGGGGAUGUGGAAAGACAAUGGACACAGCCUGGAAGGGAGGGGUAUUUCUGUGACAUUCAAGCAGGAAUCCUAUCUCUGGCUGGAGGACGUUGUGCAUUGCCUCAUCACCCCUGCUUACCCAUUUAUGCACAAUGGUAUGCGUCGGAGAAGGGGGUUUGUAGGAGAGCUGACAGGUUUGACCCUAUGCUGGGAAUCACAAAAAAGAACGUGUUUGGAGAAAAAACCAAGGAUAAACUGAGAGUGGAAUUCGAUAAUCUGGAGGAAGUGUGGAAUUCAGCUCAUCAUGAGAGGACAGAAGGGACGGCAAGAUUGGAGAUAUGCGUUCCCCUUCGAAAAGCCAAAAAUUCCCUGAGAACAGUGACAAAGGAGUUCAUCGAGCAGUGCACCAUCUCAGUGCCUGCAGAUCGGUGGUGGCUAUUCAAGCUUCUGGUGGCUCAUGCAUGUCGUCAGGUCAUUGAGGCUCAGAUGAAUGGGACCCCCCAGUCUAGACUGGCACGACAUGCUCUGGAGCUCAGUGCUGCACUCACAUGGUGGAUCAACAUGCUGAACAGGAGACCAGCAGCAGGUUCAUCAGAGCACCAGCUCAUGUGUGCUUCCCUCCCUGUCACCGACAACUUCUCCCACCCAGAUCUGUUAGAUGGACAUGACAGGAAUCCAUGGAGGGCGCAGGCGGAAAAUGAAGAAUACCGCCCAUUUGCCUCGGGAAAUGUCAUCUGCUUUACCAUCGACGAGCUCGAAAGAAUACUUUCAACUACCCCCUACAUCACACCACCUGCUCCUUUCCAUCUACCAAGACCUAACCACACACUUCCACCAGAUCUGCCGGAAUCACUAGAUGAGCUGCUAGCAAAUGCUCAUAUCAAAUUGAAGGAGAGCGCUACCAAGCACCUGAAGGAUUCUUUCCCCAACUCGGAUAACAGUGAUGGGGUCCCUCAGCUCGUUCAAGGGACCACGAACCUGGUAUUGACCAAGAAUAUCCAGCAGAUCCUCGACUUUUACUUUUCCAACAUGCUGCAGACCAUCCCUGUCCCCCAGACGCAAUCCCCAGAGCUGUUCUACCAUACUGUCCGUAAUCCAGACAGUCCAGUUGCACACCCUGGUAUAGGGUACUUUAAAGAACCUGAUCUUUUCCGCAGUGGAUUCACCGGAGCUCACAUCAGGAAGCGCAACCCCCCAGAGUUCCAUGUAGCGUUCCAGCUCUCUUUCCCACCAGCUGACCUGAAAUGGGAAGAAGCAAGGAUGAAGGGGACAUACAAUAGGGAGAGGAGAGGAGGCCAACCCAUGAGAUAUGGGGAUGAGAGAGAGCAAGGGUUGAUAGAGUACAAAAAUGGUGGUAGGGGUUGGAAGCGGCAUUCGUUUCAUGCUGCCUGGUGGGAAUUCAUCCAGAGAUUCGACUAUACUGGUGGCGAUCGUAUUAGGGAGAAGGUCUGGAAGAAUGUGUACUCCAAACUUGUUUGGGCACCCUAUUCUGACCUUUCACGAAUGUGGUACACAACAUCCAACGCCAAAAGUGCAGAGACCUUCCCUGCAGAUAUGGCAGGUCAAAGGCUUCCCAUAAUCAUUCUCAAUCCUUUGAUCGAUGAUAAGGCUAUGUGGGAUGGAUCUUUGAUUAGGAGGAGGGAAUGGGUGUCACCGACCCUGUAG
Messenger RNA from Cantharellus anzutake, 2703 nucleotides. RefSeq lists its product as uncharacterized. The record is from RefSeq and is a predicted model, not a curated record. The transcript has 5 exons. The coding region runs from base 1 to 2703 and encodes 900 amino acids. NCBI's taxonomy places the organism in Eukaryota, Fungi, Basidiomycota, Agaricomycetes, Cantharellales, Hydnaceae.